AACAUACAGUGCGACGCUAUACUGUGUCGGGGCGGCUGUCAGGAGCCGGUGUGCGACUCACCCGGUUAUAAGGGUAGGGAUUUGGCUCUCGAUGGCUAUUCACAACUAUCGGCCUCCACCUCGAUGUUUGUUUUUGAGCCAACAGAUGAUUCACUUACCCACGAAAAUCUGUCCGAGUGUACUGAAUGGAGAUUCCCAUGGUUAAUUAACCUGUGCAUAGUGUUGGCCGUGUUAUUACUAUUAAUGUUAUUGUUGAACAUGUUCAUGUGCUCAUCGCUCAGUUGCCGGUGUAUUAAAACUGAGGUUCUGACAGCAUUAAUGAUCGUCGAACAAGAACCAGACGAGACAGUAGACGAUUACGACCCAUACCGGGCUGACUGGACGGCCCCGAACUCCCGGUACGGGUCACGCAAUUCACUAAACAAAGGCUAUCCCGAGGGGACACUCAAGUCAAACAAAUCACAGCCAAAGUCGUAUCACUUGGGCUACGAUAACGAUGACUACGUUCCCGACCAACACAACCGGUCAUACUCUACAUUACAGACCCGUUCGCCCCGACCCCGAUCGCCG
This is a messenger RNA of Medioppia subpectinata, 570 nucleotides long. The record is from the annotation of a GenBank genome assembly. Lineage: Eukaryota; Metazoa; Arthropoda; Arachnida; Sarcoptiformes; Oppiidae.